AUGACACCUUCUCCUGCGCCAGCUCAUGACCCUGACUCUAGGAAGGUGAAGCCUGAUAAUCCUACCUCCUCUACUGUCGCAGCAUUUUCUCCGAUCCAGCCAACAGCAUCUCCAGCCCUCAAACAGCGAUCUGCAAUCUUAGUCCAUCGAAAGUCGCCCUUACUUGUUGCUACACCGCCAACCGUUACGCGCGCAUUAGCAUUCUCGCAUCCAUUCAUUCUACCUUUGAAUCAGGCUGUUGGAUUACUGACAUGGACAAGCGGUGAUGCUUGGGAAAGCUUCCUCCUUGUCGCAGGCUUCUGGGCGAUCGCGCUGUACGGGGAUGUUGCGUUGCGAUAUGCGGGACCACUCCUUGCCGUCACUACCCUCAUCAUGCUCAUGUACUCUCGACGGUAUUCUCCCUUAUCGUCAAGUGGGUGGGCUGGGGAGAAAGCACAAGACCCAAAACAUGCCUCUGAGAGCAGUAUGAAACAUCAAAAAAGCUUGGACGAGAUCGUUGAAACGCUCAAUAUAUUCACAACAAGGUGUAAUCUUUUGCUGGAGCCUUUUCUUCAGCUCACUGAGUUCUUAUCAACGCAAAGAACCGCAACUUCCGCGACUACUAGACCUGCGCUCACGUCGUUGUUCAUCCGCAUUCUCCUUGUUACUCCCGUUUGGAUCGGCCUGAUGCUUCCACCUCUUCAUGUUUUUACUUGUCGGCGUGUUCUCGUCGUAGGAGGCACUAUAAUUUUAAGUUGGCAUUCACGUCCUGCGCGAGUGACAAGAACGCUCUUGUGGAGAUCGAGGCUUGUACAGCGAAUCUUAGCUUUUGUUACUGGGCUGAACUUCGCCGUGCCUGAAAAGCUUACUGAGGGAGCGGAAGGCCAAGCAACAUCCACGCUACCUCGUCAAAAGGAUCAGCGUGCUGUAGCAAGUUCGCUUGCUUCAAGCGCGCAGGCGCCUUCACUAGGCGUCCGAUUUACGUUCGUUGUCUACGAAAACCAACGCCGCUGGCUAGGGCUCGGCUGGACAUAUUCUCUGCUGGCAUAUGAGCGAGCGGCGUGGACCGACGAGCAUCUCAAUCCCUCGGAUCCGAAAGAGGGGUUUCAACUACCCGAGGUUGAAACUGGUACUGCAAGAUGGCGUUGGGUUGAAAGCCGGGACUGGCAAGUUGAUACGGGUGGAAAAAGCAAGGGUGGCAACUUUGACGGAUGGAUUUAUUAUGAUAACAAGUGGCACGAUGGCCGCCGAGGACAAGAUGGAUGGGGUCGUUAUACGAGGCGCCGAAAAUGGUUUCGAGACGCUGAACUCGUCGAGGUUCAGCCCGGUACAGCAGUUGGGGAUUCAACAGCAACGCUGAAAGAAUCUUCAACGCCAAUUAAGGCUACUGGGGCGACGUCCCACAAGUAUAGUUCCAGCAAGGACGGGGAUGAUUCAAGUAGUACUCAGUCCAGAAGACGUGGCUUGUUCAAGAGAAGAACGAGCGUUCCAAGUACCCAGAGUAGCAGCGAUCUUUCGUCUCCUACGACGCUUCGUAACGAUGAGGACGACAAACACGUCGUUCCUCCACAUCAUGAACGAGAUGGAGACUGGGAUGUUGGUGAUGACGUGAGGAUGGGCUUGGGCUGA
This is a messenger RNA of Bacidia gigantensis, 1608 nucleotides long. RefSeq lists its product as uncharacterized. The record is from RefSeq and is a predicted model, not a curated record. Bases 1 to 1608 code for a protein of 535 amino acids. The transcript has a single exon. NCBI's taxonomy places the organism in Eukaryota, Fungi, Ascomycota, Lecanoromycetes, Lecanorales, Ramalinaceae. Gene Ontology annotation, cellular component: peroxisomal membrane. Gene Ontology annotation, biological process: peroxisome organization.